GGUCGCCCAUUGGACGAGUGUUUACUGACGUCAUGGGCGGAAGGUCACGGAGCCGCGUACCGGAAGUGAGAGCAGAGUCGUUCCGCCAUUGUAGGAUCUAGGCAGAGUCAGGGCUCUUUUAGUCAGACAUUACUGGCGCUUACGCGCAGCGAGGGCCACCGAGGAAAACGAGGCGACCUCGCCGUAUCGUGUAUCUGUAGUACACCGCAAGCCUGUCGCUUUAAAUCCUCGCCCGUACGGGGUUCUGGGAGCGCAGGAGAGGAGAGCCCGAGCAGCCGAGACGCAGAGGGAUCCCGCAGGCGGCCGCAAGCAGCAGAGACCGUGGACCAUCGUGACCAGUCCGCCAGCCGCGCUCCCCAGAGGAUGUCCGCGACUACCGUAGACCAGAGACCCAAAGGACAAGGAAAUAAAGUUCAGAACGGUUCGAUGCAUCAGAAAGACGCUGUAAACGAUGACGACUUUGAGCCUUACCUGAGCGGUCAGACGAAUCAGAGUAACAGCUACCCCCCGAUGUCAGACCCCUACAUGCCCAGCUAUUAUGCUCCAUCCAUCGGGUUCCCCUACUCCCUGGGUGAAGCUGCCUGGUCCACUGCUGGGGACCCCCCAAUGCCCUACUUGACCACCUAUGGACAGAUGAGCAAUGGCGAGCACCACUUCAUCCCGGACGGCGUGUUCGGCCAGCCGGGGGCCUUGGGCAACACGCCCCCCUUCCUCAGCCAGCACGGCUUUAACUUCUUCCCCGGCAACGCGGACUUCUCCACCUGGGGCACAAGCGGCUCGCAGGGACAGUCGACGCAGAGCUCGGCCUACAGCUCCAGCUACGGCUACGCGCCCAGCUCCCUGGGCCGGGCCAUCGCCGACGGGCAGGCCGGCUUCGGCAGCGACACGCAGCUGAGCAAGGUGCCGGGCCUGGGCACCAUCGAGCAGGGCAUGGCGGGCCUCAAGCUGGGCUCUGACAUGGCCGCCGUCACCAAGACCGUGGGCUCGCCGCUGGGCGGGGCCGCUGGCAUGAGCAGCAUGGCCGCCAGCAGCGUGCCUCCUGUCAGCUCCUCGGCUCCCAAGCCCACCUCGUGGGCGGCCAUUGCCCGCAAGCCCGCCAAGCCCCAGCCCAAGCUGAAGCCCAAGGCCAACGUGGGUGGGGUUGGCGCUGCCAUCCCCCCGCCCCCCAUCAAACAUAACAUGAACAUUGGCACUUGGGACGACAAGGGGCCCAUUGCCAAACCGCCCCUGGCGCAGCAGAUGAUGCCCCCCCAGACCCUGGUGCAGCAGGCGCUGCUGCCCCCUACUCAGCCGCUGAUGCCCAGCCCGCUGCCCCCGCAGGCCGCGCACCAGCACCAGCACCAGCCCCUGCAAAUGCCGCUGCACUCCACCCAAGGACCUCCGCAGCUGCCCCCAGGGCCCCCUCACCCCCACCAGCAGCACCCCGCACCCCCUGGCCCGCCCCAGACCCUCCCACAACCUCCACAGCAGCAGCAACACCAGCAGCAGCCUGCACCUCCCCAGAACCGGUGGGUGGCGCCUCGUAACCGUGGCGCCAGCUUCAACCAGGGUGGCGGACCGGAGAGCUUUGGUCUUGGAGGGGGCAUUCCCCUGAGCGUGCCCCCGGCCUCUGCCGAGGUCCACCCCAUGCUGGAGAACCUCAAGGCCCUCAACAACUACAAUCCCAAAGACUUCGACUGGAGCUUGAAAAACGGUCGCGUGUUCAUCAUCAAGAGCUACUCGGAGGAUGACAUCCACCGUUCCAUCAAGUACUCCAUCUGGUGCAGCACGGAGCACGGCAACAAGCGUCUGGACGCCGCCUACCGCUCACUGGGCGCCAAGGGGCCGCUCUACCUACUCUUCAGCGUCAAUGGCAGUGGACACUUCUGCGGCGUGGCCGAGAUGAAGUCGCCGGUGGAUUACAACGCAUACGCUGGAGUUUGGUCUCAGGACAAGUGGAAGGGCAAGUUCGAGGUGAAGUGGGUCUUUGUCAAGGACGUGCCCAACAACCAGCUGCGGCACAUCCGCUUGGAGAACAAUGACAACAAACCUGUCACCAACUCCAGGGACACUCAGGAAGUCCCGCUAGAAAAGGCGAAGCAAGUGCUUAAAAUCAUUGCAACGUUCAAGCAUACCACCUCAAUCUUUGAUGACUUUGCACAUUACGAGAAGCGCCAGGAAGAGGAAGAGGCCAUGCGUAGGGAGCGGAACAGAAACAAAUAGUGACCUUGUGGAGAUGUCCCUGCUAGAACUGCAACACUAAUUAUGUAGACCCUUAAAUAAUUGCCUAAAUUUGAGGAAGAGCUCUGAGGAGGUUUUCAGCCGAUGGCGAUGACUCGGAAAACAACGUGACGAUGGACUCCUCCGUCAGUUUUUGGUCCAUCUGCCCAUAUACUCCUGUCUCACAGAUAUUGUGAAAAGUACACAAACUAUAUUUAAAGCACUUUCAGUCCUUUUAAAAGCUUCUACCAAUACCCUUAAUUUUCUCUGGAUUUUUUUUUUUGUUUAUUAACUGACUAACCAGUAUAGUUGGUUGUUAAUGGUUCACAAGUUUUUUUUUUUUUCCCCUCUUCCCUCCACAUUUUGAGUUAAAUUAAUUUAUGUGUUUGUAUACUGUAUAUACACACACCUAAAUUAAUAACAACUCCUACUUGAAUCUGAAUCGAGCUGCCAGAUUCUCGAGCAGAAUUCAGGUGAAGCAGGAUGGCCUUUCUGCCGGAAGCCGGGCGGGAUAGUGAUGUUGUGGAUGGUUACUCACUUGUUUUUGUUUUGUUACCGUAAGCUGAGUUUGCAGCACGGUGGGCGACACCAGUAAAUGCACACAUUAGUUUUUACUGUAAUAAAUGUUAUAAAGAAGUUGCAUUUGUCUAAAUUGGAGAAAUUUGUUCAGUGCUAAACAGUUACGAAAUCGUCCUGAACUAUGAAGGGUGACGUACCUCAGCCUAAGACGGACUUCUUCUUAAGACCUCUGUAACCGUAUUUACGAUAGAGCGUCCUGCUGUGGGAACUUUCCCCAAAGCAGAUCAGUAUCAUGCAAGUGAAAGUUUUCUUCUCUAGGUGAUUCACUAGCUAAAUAAACAUGAUACUUGUUUAGCGAUCUCA
Molecule: messenger RNA, 3081 nt
Organism: Paramormyrops kingsleyae
Lineage: Eukaryota; Metazoa; Chordata; Actinopteri; Osteoglossiformes; Mormyridae
Gene: ythdf3
Product: YTH N6-methyladenosine RNA binding protein F3
Biological process (GO): mRNA destabilization
Cellular component (GO): cytoplasm
Molecular function (GO): mRNA binding; N6-methyladenosine-containing RNA reader activity
Source: RefSeq, a predicted model, not a curated record